Molecule: messenger RNA, 1279 nt
Organism: Raphanus sativus (radish)
Lineage: Eukaryota; Viridiplantae; Streptophyta; Magnoliopsida; Brassicales; Brassicaceae
Product: syntaxin-81
Exons: 4
Coding region: 383-931 (182 amino acids)
Biological process (GO): retrograde vesicle-mediated transport, Golgi to endoplasmic reticulum
Cellular component (GO): membrane; endoplasmic reticulum; SNARE complex
Source: RefSeq, a predicted model, not a curated record
UGGAAGAAAGUAAAGAGUCUUUGUGUCUCUCUCUCCCCUCCUGAGUCCUCUGUUCUUGGAUUCCGCUUGCGCUUCUUACACGGAUCGAAAGUCUCAUUCUUUUCUUUUCUACAGUCCAAAGAAACUGGUGCUUCUAAUGCAAUUGACUGACUGAUUGAUACGGAGGAAGGAAGCACUGAUCGAUAAGAAUGUCGAGAUUCAGAGACAGGGCAGAGGAUUUCAAGGACUCUGUCCGGAAAGCCGCUGUUUCUGAUGGCUAUAACGAGUCUAACAAUGGCUUCUUUCAUCAUACACAAACCAAAGGAGACAUCUCCUUUCACCACAACUGCUUUCAAAACAGUAACCCUUAUUAGCCGAUUCAAUCAUUAUUAGGGCUUGUGUGAUGUUGUUGUCAAUGAAGCUGGAAAGCAUCAAGGAGUUGGAUCAGUUCAUGUUGAAACAUCGAAAAGAUUAUGUUGAUAUGCACCGGACUACCGAACAUGAAAAAGAUAGCAUUGAACAAGAAAUUACAGCUUUUAUUAAAGCUUGCAAAGAACAGAUCGAUAUCUUGAAAAACAGCAUUAGAAACGAAGAAGCGAACUCCAAAGGAUGGCUCGGCCUCGCAGCUGAUAGCUUCAAUGCCGAUACUAUAGCACACAAACAUGGAGUGGUUUUGAUUCUGAGCGAGAAGCUUCAUUCGGUUACUUCACAGUUUGACCAGCUCAGAGCUACUCGUUUCCAAGGUAUCAUUAACAGAGCUAUGCCGAGAAGAAAACCUAAGAGGAUCCGUAAGGAAGCUAGUCCAGUUAACGCAACUCCGGAGCCCAUUGAAGCUGAUGAAGUUCAGUCCCAGCCUCGUAGGGUACAACAGCAACUUGUAGAAGAUGAAACACAAGCCCUUCAGAUGGGGCUAGGCAGACGGAGACUAAGAUGGUGGAGAUGUCUGCGUUGAACCACUUGAUGGCAACUCAUAUUCUGCAACAAGCCCAACAGAUUGAGGUUUUAUAUGACCAGGUAAAGGACUUAGUUACUCCUACUCAGUCUCUCUUUUUGUGUGUGUGUGCCUUGUGUCCUGUUUCUCACUCAGCAUGACACUAAAAACGUGGAGCUUGGAAACAGAGAGCUUUCUCAAGCAAUCCAACGUAACAGUAGCAGCAGAACCUUUCUCUUACUGUUUUUCUUCGUGCUUACUUUCUCUGUUUUGUUCUUAGAUUGGUACAGUUAAAGUAGAGACCCAUUCAGUAAAAAUUUGGAAAGUUGUUUGAUUUUAGCUUUUCAACCUUCGAGUAAAACUUUUUUA